This is a messenger RNA of Nicotiana tabacum (common tobacco), 2662 nucleotides long. RefSeq names its product MLO-like protein 11. NCBI's taxonomy places the organism in Eukaryota, Viridiplantae, Streptophyta, Magnoliopsida, Solanales, Solanaceae. Gene Ontology annotation, biological process: defense response. Gene Ontology annotation, cellular component: membrane. The record is from RefSeq and is a predicted model, not a curated record.
UUUAUUGGAAAGUUUUGCCUACAAUCAAAGAGCUUGUUUGUACAAGUACAAUCAAUACAUAAAAUUUAAACUCUUUUUUAUUUGGUACUCACUUCCCACAAUUUUGUUUGUCUUUUUUGGUUAUCUUCUGGAGUACUUGCCCAUUUUUAUUUCUUUAACAUUUCCUAAAAGGCAUCCCUUCAGUCAACAUUUGCUAUUUUAAGUUCAGAAAACCCAUAAAGACUGGACCUUUCUGUUCUCAGUGAAAGAGUAGCUGUUUAUGUGUAUGUUCUCAUUAGUUUCAGGAAUCAUUUUAUUACCUCAUUAUUAUUAAGUGGGUCUUAGCUCUAGACAUCAAAUCAAAUCUAUUAUAGUGUUGCAUUUGGCACAUCUGUUAGGUUACUGGCACAAAUCAACAACACCCUUUUUCUUGCUGGACUUCAUAAUUUUUGCAAAUUGAACACAUCUUUUUUGAAAGUUUCAGUCUCUAUUGGAAAAAGUUCAGAGUUUCUCCUCUACUUAGUAGGUAAUGUGAAAAGGUUUAAGUAGAGGACAAUGCAAGAAAGUUUUGAUUUUUAUGUCAGGAGUACUUCCCAAUCAUGUGGAUUGCAAGAAAGUUGUAAUUUUUAUGUAAUUGGUGGUAGAGUUUGAUUCAAUUGUGGGAUAGAUCAAUUUGAAAUUUUUUUUCACUGGGAAUGGAAGAAGGUAACAAAGAACUUCGGUCAUUGGCCUUGACACCAACAUGGUCUGUUGCUUCUGUAUUGACUAUAUUUGUUGCUGUUUCACUCCUUGUCGAGCGAUCCAUUCACCGCUUAUCUAAUUGGUUGCAGAAAACCAAUAGAAAGCCAUUGUUUGCAGCUGUCGAGAAAAUGAAAGAAGAGUUGAUGCUUCUUGGAUUCAUUUCUCUCCUACUCACGGCAACUUCCAGCAUCAUAUCUAGUACUUGCAUACCGUCAAAGUUUUACAAUAAUGUAUUUGCUCCAUGUACAAAGUCUGAAGUUGAUGAAGAAAUGGAGAAUAAAGAUUUGAAGGAGCGUAAACUUUUGAUGGCUUUUACUCUUCAGAGGAGAGUAUUAAAUACCUUCAAUCAAAACACCUGCGGAGAGAAUCAUGAACCAUUUGUAUCAUAUGAAGGCCUAGAGCAGCUGCACCGCUUCAUCUUCGUCAUGGCCAUUACUCAUAUAUCUUACAGCUGCUUGACAAUGCUGCUGGCGAUUGUUAAGAUCCACAGUUGGAGGAAAUGGGAAGAUCAAGCUCAAAUGGACAGACAUGAUGUGCUAACCGAAAUUUCUAGAGCCAAGACAUUCCGAAGGCAGUCGACUUUUGUCAGAGUUCACACAUCAAGUCCUCUUGCCAGGAAUCAUUUCCUUGUUUGGGUGACCUGUUUCUUUCGGCAGUUUGGCCGCUCAGUUGUUCGUGCCGAUUACCUUACUCUACGCAAGGGUUUUAUCACGAAUCACAACCUUACAUCAAACUAUGAUUUUCACAGCUAUAUGAUUCGCUCAAUGGAAGAAGAAUUUCAAAGAAUAGUUGGUGUAAGUGGCCCUCUCUGGGGAUUUGUGGUGGGUUUUAUGCUGUUCAACGUGAAAGGAUCAAAUCUGUAUUUCUGGAUAGCGUUAAUUCCUAUCAUUCUUGUCCUACUCGUGGGUACAAAACUGCAGCAUGUAAUCGCAACCUUGGCAUUGGAGAGUGCCGGAUUUACUGGCUCAUUCUCAAGGGCAAAGUUAAAACCACGAGAUGAACUUUUCUGGUUCAAGAAACCAGAAUUACUUUUGUCCUUGAUUCAUUUUGUCCUUUUUCAGAAUGCAUUUGAGCUAGCUUCAUUUUUUUGGUUCUGGUGGCAAUUUGGGUAUAACUCAUGCUUCAUAAAGAAUCACACACUUGUGUAUCUACGACUAAUUAUGGGGUUUGCUGGACAAUUCCUUUGCAGUUAUAGCACCUUGCCACUCUAUGCUCUGGUUACACAGAUGGGUACAAACUAUAAGGCUGCAUUGAUUCCACAGCGAAUAAGAGAAACGAUCCAUGGAUGGGGAAAGGCAGCAAGAAGGAAAAGGAGGAUGCGCAUGUACCCAGAUGAUUCAACUGUGCGCACUGAUACAAGCACAGUGAUUUCACUCGAGGAAUACGAUAACCAGUUGGUUGAUAGCCCUCGAACAGUCCAUGGUGCAGAUACUGAAAUUGAGCUACAGCCGCCAUCAAUUGUCACGGAUGAUCAUCAUUCAGUAACAAUUAACGAAACUUCAAGUCGUGUUGGUACUCCUCUCCUUCGGCCCUGUGCCUCUAUUUCUUCCGCAGCUUCCCCAAGAUUUCCACAUGAAGUAUUAGCAAGAUCAUCUUCAAUGCCUGCUAGAGGAGAUUUGGGUAAAGAUUAACCGCCACAGCAAAGUUGAACAUGACAUGGAGUUGGUGUUAAUACUUUUGCAGGCUGUUUAACUUGGCAUAUAACAAUAUACUUGGAAAAUGCUUACAUGUGAAUGUGUAUCAAAGAAAAUCUGCAGAUAGUAAAGAAUAGUUUUUAUAGUUACAAAAAUAUUUUCUCUCAAACGCUUUAUAUAACCGCUGUUUCUCUAUCUAGUUUCCCUUGUACAAUCAGUUAGACGUAUGAGAUGGCUAGGUAAGAUGGAGCACCUUAAAGCUUGCAUUGCUUAUUUUUUCCCUUAAAUAGUUAACGGUUCAACUUAUA